This is a messenger RNA of Homarus americanus (American lobster), 4678 nucleotides long. RefSeq names its product signal peptidase complex catalytic subunit SEC11A-like. Lineage: Eukaryota; Metazoa; Arthropoda; Malacostraca; Decapoda; Nephropidae. The record is from RefSeq and is a predicted model, not a curated record. Gene Ontology annotation, molecular function: serine-type endopeptidase activity. Gene Ontology annotation, cellular component: signal peptidase complex; membrane.
UAUGCGGUGUUAGCUGGUUUAGGGGUGUUUGUACUUAUACAUCGAGAAUGAAGAAGAUGGAUACCCAGCAGAGAGAAAGCUUAUAAAAAGGACUUCAAAGGGACAAAUAGCUACCAAGAUAACUUUGUGUUCAGGAAUUGGCAACACACAAAAAAUUAAUUAUAAUUUUAAUAUAUAUCUUGAACUUAUGGAACUGUGGUGUUGGAGGAAAGUAACUUAUAUUUUAUAAAAUUACCCUAUAUACAGGUACUUACUCAAAUUAAUGUGGGGAAAUAAAUUUGGAUAAAAUUGAGAUCAUCAUCGAGGAAAGUUUGUUGGGUCAGGGAGCAGAAAAGUGAGUGACAUUAGUGUUUAUUUUUUAUGGUGUUUCUACUGAGAGCAAUUGUUUAACAGAAGCAGGCAAGAUGGUUAUGAUGUUUAGAGUGCAAACAGAAGACAUAUGCCCUUAUAGCAUGGUGUCCUCAUGGUGUGUAUGUGGAUGUGAAUGCUUGUGUGUGCCCAUUUUUGUGACUGAGAUCAUCCAUACAUAUAUACAGUAUACAUAUAAAUAAAUAUAUACAUAUAAAUAAAUAUAUACAUAUAUUUAAAAAUUUGCGUGGAUAACCGCACACACACACACACACACACACACACACACACACACACACACACACACACGUUAUACCUGUAGUCUGUACCAAGAUGAUCUUGAUCUAGAAUAAACAUAACUAGUGUGAUGGCAACAUAAAAAAUAAUGACACAUUGAAGUCAUUUUAGCUUGGCAGUGAGUCUUAUUAUCUCAACAAGUUCAUUGUGUUAGACAUUGUGUAGAUUGAAUAUCAAUUAUCAUCUGCCUCAUAUUUAUAACACAUUAGUCUCCAGGAUUUUGACAAACUAUUUGCAUUAAUGAGUGUUUUUUCCCUUUUUUAUUUAUAUGUAUUUUUUGUGAGAAUGUAAUAGAUGUGUAAUAAAAUUGUGACAUUGUAGGAUAGAAGAGAAGCAAGUUUGAUUAAUGGAAGAUGCAGAGGAGUUGUAUCAGAAACAGCCUUUCUCAUAUUUUGGGGCCAGAGGCUAAAUUUCCUUGCCUUUCAAGUAGUAAUACUACACGAUUCUUCUUUCUUACCACUCAAUUUAUAAAUGCUAAUUUUUAUUUGGAAAUAAAAGGAUAAUAAUUUCUUGGCUUGAUCAUAACAUCUGCUGAAGUUAUGACUUUAGUGAAGACAUACAGUGAUCAUGAAGGUAUUUUGGUGGAACUUUGUGUUAUUAAUGCAGUUAUAUUGAUAUGAAGUUUUAGUUCAUAGUGUUACCCAGAGGAAUUUAAAUUAAUAAAUUCAUUCUUUUGAGGUUCCAUUUGGGUGUUUUUCUUUGUACUGGUCUCCCCCAGGACUCUGGAGGAGAGACAAGUAUUAACUCUUUAUAUUUCUCUCUAUUAGUUGGAAGUUUUUGAGGCUCCCAGGUGCUUUAUUUAACAGUUCAAUGAGUGAUUUAUAUUUUUGAGCAAGUUAAGGUGGUGGAUAUUUUUACUUUCAUAAUGCAUUGUUUUUUUUUGUUUUUUCCCAUUAUUUUGUCACUUUAAGUUAAUGGAUGAGAAGUGUGAGUGUGUGUAGUUUUUGGGUGAUGUUUCAAUAAUCUCAAAUGUAAUGACAUGAAAGAAUAGUGUGAUACUCGUUUUAUUAUAUAUAUUGGUGACUGUCUGUCUGAUUUAAAUUAUCAUUUUCAUUACAGAAAUUCAGUGUCUAAAAUCUCCCUUCCAAACCAUGACAAUUUUGGCUGAAAUUCAAUCUUUAUUGAGGAGUUGUUGCUAACUACUUAUAAUUAUGUAAUCAAACAUUGAUAUGAGUGUUUUUUACUUUUAUUAAUUAUAUGUACAGUUCAGUAUAAGGGAACAUCAAUCUUUGUAAACAAACUCAAGGAAGAGUACUAUUGAAAGUUUCUUCUUUUAUUGAGUAAAAGGAAAAUAAAUUUACCAAAAAAUUUCACAAAUUUUCACUUCAAUCUUUCAUCAAAGGAUUUAGUUUUUUUGCAGGACAUAUUAUUAACAGGCUAACUUAUAAGCUGUCAGAUUUGUUACUUGACAACAUUUUGUGGUUAAAUCAUCAGAUGGGUGCCAAAAGCUCUAUGACAUAAAAGACUGCCCACUCACAACACCUUCACCUUGGCCAGGCUGAUCGUUUGUGUCAUAAGGUUCUUGAAUUGGUCAUUCCAUCAUGUAGACCUGGCCUUUGUCAUGUCAUGGCUCCAGAUAUGGCCAGUCAGUCCAUCAUGUCACAGCCCAUGAGCUCAUUGGUCCAUGGCAAGGCCCCCCAGAGCUGCAGCAUUGACCAUUUUAUCAUGUCAAGGCCCCUGAACUAGUCAGUCCUUGGCAAGGCUCCAGAGCUGGCCAGUUAUCAUGUCAAGGCCCAGAGCUGGCCAGUUCAUAAUGUCAAGGCCCCAGAACUGGUCAGUCCAUGGCAAUGCCCCAGAGCUGGCCACUUAUCAUGUCAAGGCCCUAGAACUGGUCAUUCCAUGGCAAAGCCUUCAGAACUGGCCAGUUAUCCUGUCGAGGCCUGCAGAGCUGGCCAAUUAUGGUGUCUAGGCCUGAAGAGCUGGCCACUUAUUGUGUCUAGGCCUGAAGAGCUGGCAACUUAUUGUGUCAAGGCCUGCAGAGCUAGCCACAUAUUGUGUCAAGGCCUGCAGAGCUAGCCACAUAUUGUGUCAAGGCCUUCAGAGCUGGCCAGUUCAUCAUGUCCAUGUACCAAACUAAGCUAACUCUCGUAGCCUUGGGAUUACUUUAGUGUGAGGCAGGAUGGUCUCUUGGCUUUAAAAUAAAUUACAAUGUUGAGUGGGCGCAGCAGUGCCUACCUGAAGGUGAUACCCUCGUCACUGGUCGGGUAUCUCGGAUUUGAACACUUGUUGAUCAUAAUCCUCUUUAUUCGUUGUAAGGAAGUGCAUUAAUAGAAUUUUUAAUUGCAAGAUAGUUUUCUUGAUUGUUAGUCUCUGUGCUGGAUGUGUUCUUCUUGCUAAUUUGUAGCAAUCAGUCAUCUCAAAACUAUAAAAUUUGGUGGCGGUGGUACAGUAAUAACACUCUUAUCUCUCACUACUGUGUCCUGGGUUCAGUUUCUGGUCUGGGACUGAUAAGAGAAGGGUGUUAUCCAGUGUAGCCCAGCCAAACAUGGCAGGUUUCCUCUUGUCUUAACACUGGACAAUAAAGGUUAAUAAAGGUUAUACAGAACAGACCACACACCCAAAUGGUUAGCAAGCUGAUAGUGGUGAAGUGAAUUGUAGAUAUGAGGUUAUAUCUCAUAUACAGUAUAACAUUAUCCAUUUCAGACUCAUAUUAUAUAUCUAUGUCAAAUACAGUGAAUUUCAAAGUAAUAUUUUCCUAGUAAAAUUUUUCUUAAUGAUCUGACUACUGUGUUUAGUUCUUAAUGAAAAUCUUUGGUACAAUACAAGGUGUCUCAGAAAAAAAUGUAUGCAUACUCUACCUUACAGAUGUUCAUGGAGGUCACGUGAAAGCUUGUACAUACAGUAUUACAACAGUAAAAUUGUCCUCACUAGUUGAUGUGUGAGGUCUCCCACAAGUGAGGACAAUGUUGCUGAUGCAAUGCAGACAUUCACUUGAUCUCUUAAGAACAUCAGUAAGGCAGUGUGUAUACAUUAAUUGUGAGACAUCCAGUAUUAUUAAAUAUUUUUGGUUUGUAAACGUAUCUGACAACUUAAUAUAUAUGUGUAUAUUAGUAUUGAAAGUUUUGAGAAGAAAUAUUUAAAAGUUCAGUAUAAUGUGUACCUUUUUCACUGCAGAAUAUAUUUGUAAAACUCUUAUAACAAUUCCAGCUGAUGUUGCAAUUAGUUGUAAAUAUUGUAAGAUGAACCAUUUCACAAAAUUUAAGACGUAAAGCCAUAAAUCAAGAUUGAUGCUGGAAAAACCAUUCUCAACAUGAGAUUUGGCUACAUGAUGUUGUAAGACUCUACUUGGAAUUGUACACAAGGAAGGGGACAAUGUCUCAGGAGUUAUUUUACAGUAUCAAGUGGUUAAUAUACUGAACCAGUAGGCUCCUGGACAUGCAGUAAUUCUUCGCAGAUGUGUCAACUUUAUUCAUCGUUAAGCUGAGUAGGAAAGAUUGUGUCGUAAACAAUGUGUAAAACAUUGUUUGGAAGCCUAAAAUAUUCAUGGCUUUUGACUGCAAUUAAUAAGAAAAUAUAACUUGACUCGCAAACGAAUUUCACAACCAUUUAUCUUAUGAGAAAAUGUGCAAAACACAGUAUUAGAAGCUUAUUUACAACUUGUUUUUUCUUAUAGAAUAAGAAAAAAAUCAGAUUAGUAUGAGUAAAUUUAUGAAUACAGUAAUUUUUUUAAUAUGUAGGUGACACUCAUCCACAAAAACUCCAGCCUUAGAGAGGUAACUUAAGUGUUGUUUUCCCUCAUUUUAGUCAGGGAAAAUAAUCCUUAAUGACACCUUACAUUAACUCUUGGAAUUGCCUCUCUAUCUUAGUCUUGAAAUGCUAGAUGUACUUUUGUUAGUGGGAAUUGAGAGCAUGUGGAGGUAAGGGAAUGCUGUUGAAUGUGGACAAAAUAUUUUUGACUCAAAGCAGAGGGUCUCUUGAUGAGAUGGUGAUGAGCAGCAUUUUCUUACUCUUGACUGCCUGUUGUUGCUUCCUGUUUGUGGAACCAGUGUGUGAAAUGUUCAUUCCAUCAUUUGAAUAAGAAUUUUUAUAGCAA